ACAAGAGUAGCACAAAAUCACAGAAGAUGGGAACCUCACCUGGGCCGAGGCAAUGGCCUCGACUCAUCCAUGCAUUAGCAUUUUGCCUUAUGGCUAUCAUUGUUGCGGCUGAUGAUAAUCCUUACUAUGGCCAACCAUCCAACUACUAUACACAACCAACUACACCACCAUACCAUGAAGUUAACCCACCUUACUAUCACAAACCACCUCCAUAUUAUUACAAAUCUCCACCUCCGCCUUCUCCAUCACCACCUCCUCCUUAUGUCCACGAAUCCCCUCCAUAUUAUUACAAAUCACCUCCACCUCCUUCUCCUUCACCACCACCUCCGUAUGUGUACAAGUCUCCUCCACCACCAUCACCUUCACCCCCUCCACCCUAUGUUUAUAAAUCACCACCACCACCAUCUCCUUCACCACCUCCUCCAUAUGUCUACAAGUCUCCUCCUCCACCAUCUCCUUCGCCUCCUCCACCAUACGUCUAUAAGUCACCACCACCACCAUCCCCCUCACCUCCCCCUCCAUAUGUUUACAAGUCUCCUCCCCCACCAUCUCCCUCACCUCCUCCCCCAUACAUCUAUAAGUCACCACCACCACCUUCUCCUUCACCCCCUCCUCCAUAUGUCUACAAGUCUCCACCUCCUCCAUCUCCCUCUCCUCCUCCACCGUAUGUUUAUAAGUCACCACCACCACCAUCUCCGUCACCACCUCCACCUUAUGUUUACAAGUCUCCACCCCCACCAUCACCUUCUCCACCUCCACCUUAUGUCUACAAGUCUCCACCCCCACCAUCACCUUCACCACCUCCGCCCUAUGUUUACAAGUCUCCUCCACCACCAUCCCCAUCACCACCACCUCCAUACAUUUAUAAGUCUCCUCCACCACCAUCUCCUUCUCCACCCCCUCCUUAUAUUUAUAAGUCACCACCUCCACCAUCCCCUUCUCCUCCCCCACCAUAUGUUUAUAAAUCACCACCACCACCUUCUCCAUCUCCCCCACCUCCAUAUGUUUAUAAAUCUCCUCCCCCACCAUCUCCUUCACCUCCCCCUCCAUAUGUCUACAAAUCCCCUCCCCCACCAUCUCCUUCACCUCCCCCUCCAUAUGUCUACAAAUCCCCACCCCCACCAUCUCCCUCACCUCCUCCACCUUACGUUUAUAAGUCACCACCACCUCCCUCACCAUCACCCCCUCCUCCAUACGUAUACAAGUCACCACCCCCACCAUCACCAUCUCCUCCACCACCAUAUGUUUACAAGUCACCACCACCCCCAUCUCCUUCACCACCUCCACCAUAUGUCUACAAGUCUCCGCCACCCCCAUCUCCCUCUCCACCCCCUCCAUAUGUUUAUAAGUCACCACCUCCACCGUCUCCUUCUCCACCUCCACCAUAUGUUUACAAGUCUCCACCACCACCUUCCCCAUCACCACCACCUCCAUAUGUUUACAAGUCUCCUCCCCCACCAUCUCCCUCACCUCCUCCACCUUAUGUCUAUAAGUCACCACCACCUCCUUCACCUUCACCGCCUCCUCCUUACAUUUAUAAGUCUCCUCCUCCACCUUCUCCAUCUCCUCCUCCACCAUAUGUCUAUAAGUCUCCACCACCUCCAUCACCUUCACCACCUCCUCCUUACAUUUAUAAGUCCCCGCCUCCUCCUUCUCCAUCGCCUCCUCCACCAUAUGUCUAUAAGUCACCACCACCUCCAUCACCUUCGCCACCUCCUCCAUAUUACUACAAGUCUCCACCUCCACCGUCACCAUCACCUCCUCCGCCAUACCACCCCUACGCCUAUAACUCACCCCCACCUCCAGUGUAUUAA
This is a messenger RNA of Abrus precatorius (Indian licorice), 1814 nucleotides long. RefSeq names its product extensin-2-like. The transcript has a single exon. The record is from RefSeq and is a predicted model, not a curated record. NCBI's taxonomy places the organism in Eukaryota, Viridiplantae, Streptophyta, Magnoliopsida, Fabales, Fabaceae. Bases 27 to 1814 code for a protein of 595 amino acids.